Molecule: messenger RNA, 9034 nt
Organism: Acanthoscelides obtectus
Lineage: Eukaryota; Metazoa; Arthropoda; Insecta; Coleoptera; Chrysomelidae
Source: the annotation of a GenBank genome assembly
UUUUCGAACUUUGUGCUUGCUCGAUAUUGUAAAUACAAAAGAAGUAUGUGUAAAUUUUUUCAAAUCCAAAUUUUAAUCGCUGUCAAUUUGUUGGGUACCAAAUGUUUCUAGGGUGCUGAAAUCAAAAAAUAUAAGAUUGGCAGAAACUAAAUUUGCAACAAAAGUUUUAACAGACAAUUCUAAGAUGUAGUACUCAAGUAGAAUCAACCUGGCUUUAAGAUGCUGUAUAUCUAUACCAUAGUUUACUGUCUUCUUAUCGCUCCGGCCUUAUCAUUGCUUCCUGAUGACGAUAGCAGCUGCUACCAUAGAUGUUUCCAUCAACACGCCGAAGCCUGUCCUCCACCAGGCAGCCUCUGCAGGUGUCGCCAGUUGCCAAACUGCAAAAGGGCAGCUGUGUGCUGUGAUGUCAAUAAAUUUACUCUGACAGAAGGUUUAGGUUGUGGGAAUAUAAGCUCUGAUGGCCUGGUGGAAGCCUUGCACAUCCGCAACGCUACCUUGGACGUCCUGAACAUCACUCAUCCAGUAUGGAGGAGACUGCGGUUCAUGACAAUCACCGAUGGCCAAAUCAAGCAAGUCGUCGGCGAAUUCGCUAAACAUACGAUCGUUUCGUGCCUUAAUCUGUCUUCCAACGGCAUUCAGAAAUUUGAGCCACGUUCACUUGUUAAUCUUUUCAACUUGAGUUACUUGGAUCUGUCUAAUAAUAAUCUCACUGAUGUGCCUCGAUUCAAGAUGGAAGGUGCUGUCACGCUAGAUAUAUCACAGAACCCAUCAAUGCUAUGUUCGAGUGUCAAGGAUAUUUUAAGUCGACCAGAGAUUUCAUUCAAUAAUGAAAAUUCAACGACAUGUUCGUCAGCAAAAACUUUUCAGUGGUUCAACUCUACCGAAUUUCUUGCCAUUUCGCAGCUCAAACUUUUACAUGAGCUAGAAAAAAAUUGUUUUGGAAAGUGUACCUGUGAACCAUACCGAUUGGACAUGGUAAUGGGCAAAUCGCCUACAUUUGCAGUGGAAGUUAAUUGUUCUGGUGUCAAAUUUGAAAAUAAGCUGACUUCACUUCCUACACCACUACCUCCAAGGACUGUUUUGCUCGACAUAUCUAACAAUAAUAUAACAUCCUUGAAGGAAUUGAGUGACCCUUCCUAUCAAUACCUGACUUAUUUAUAUGCUGACAACAAUCAGAUUUCCUCAAUUCAGCCACUUGAAGGAACUGCUUUCAUGAAUAAUUUUGAGAGUUUGAGUUUAAGGAAUAACAACAUCAAAACUAUUGAAACAUAUCUGUUAUCAAAUAUAAAAUUCUACAGGACAGCCGAACCUAGGCAUAUCAAACUAGGUCUGAACAAGUUACAUUGUGAUUGUCAAACUGCGAUGGAAUUUAAGGUUUGGCUAUUAACCAAGAUACAUCGCGUACCUGAUUACAACGAAAUAGUCUGCGAGAACAUCAACGCCAAAGUGGUGGAGUUGGACCAAACCAAACUUUGCCAAGGCGACCAAGAUUGGACUGAUUAUAUCUACUACAUAAUCACAGCCGAAGUGCUAUUGUUAGUCGGAUUGAUCGCCAAAGUAUCUUACGAUUACUGGGUGUUCAAAACAGCGGGUUACUUGCCGUGGCCUGCUAGCAAGAUGCCGAAAUUGCCGUGUGAUUGGUUGUGUGAAUGAAAUAAAAACAAAAAAAGGUGCGUGUGAGAAAAAGGGUUUUUAUUUUGUAAGGCCACAAUCAUGUUCUUGUGCCCAAGAAAAAAUGCGGCUUAUGGCAGAUCUUAACGAAAAGAAAUUGUGAUAUUUCUGUGGGAGUUAAAAUAUCUUCGAGGCAAACAGUCGUCAGCCCAAAAAUUAAAGUUUUGAGUAAUGAGCAAAACAUGUGCACGUUUUUUUUUCGUGGCACGUUCGUUUGCUAUGUCGCGGGUUUCGAAAUAGAUGCCAUAUUUCUAAUCGAGAUUUCUUCAAAGUAUUUUUGCGAAUUGAAAAGUAUCAUAGUAUCAUAGGAAAUUUUCUGUACUUCUUGAUGAAAAAACCCAAUUCGAAAUUAAAAAGAAAACGUGAUGUUAAGCCGGAAGUAAACGUUUCAAACCAAAAUUUGGGAAACUUCGCAUUUUUUAUUUUUUCUCUCCAAAAUAUAGCUUAAAUUGUGUUCAAAAUACUCUAGACGUUUUAAAAUGGGAAGCGCAUUCACGAAGGAGAGAGAUUUUUAUGUAGGUACAUACAUGUCGCGCUGAGGCUUGUUUAUCGUCUAGUCGGAGAAAAAGGCAUAUUUAGUAAAACUGCAUUAAUGUUAAAAGGAAUAUUUCAUUUUAUAACCUAUACAAUUUUACUUCGCUCGCUAAUACUAGUUCUUUUAACGACAAGGCCUUCUGUCUUGGGGAUGAAUGCAUGAAAAUUGCUUGGUCCCUGGGAUUGUCUUAGCUCAAUUAAAUCGGGCUUCCAUGAAAAUUGUUUCAUGCUGGGUCUUCUUUCGUGCAGUAAAAAAUUGUUGCUUGUUUUAAACAUGAUUUUGUUCAUUGAUAUAGUUACCAAGGCGAAGCAUUUGCCGUUUUAGGCAACUGGAAGCCGGUAGGCGUCGGUAACCGUUUAAGGUUACCUCCCAGAUCAUCGCAUGGUCCCUUACUAUGAGAACAUGCGUGAAAAUGUAAUUCAACAUUGGUAUUAAAGUGAUCUUUAUAAUGGAAUGGAUUAGCGAAUUUGAUUUAUCUGUAAAUAUUGAGAGUCAUAUCUGUUAUAUCGUCGGUGACACAAUAAAACCUCGUAUCUCCAUUUUGUUAAGGUUUACAGGAUUGCUAUAUAUGUACAAUUUUUAAAUUCUGCUAGUUUUGACCAGGUUCAUAAAUGAAAAUGAUAUGUUUUUUAUUAUAUUAGUAUAUAUCACUACACACUUUGGAAUAUGCUUAUUUUUUUAAACAGGUUAAUUUUAUUAUUUAUAUUUUAAAAAAAUGGAGCUACAAGUCUUUAUUUCUCUCAUUAUAUGGAGUUACGCUGAUGCACGAAGAAAAAAUAAAUAUCAAUAACUUAUUCUCAUACAUUUUAUUUGCUCAAAAUAUGUGGCAUAAAGGAAAGUUCAUUAGAGGUGCGGAAUAUUGUCAUAAAAUGCAUAAUAAACCCUCGUAACUCCAUGCUAGACGUAAGAUAAGGUUAAGCCAAUUCGACAGAAAUUCUCGUAAAUCCACCAAACAAGUAAAAAGCAAAAACAAAUUGGUCUUAAAGCAUACAGGUGAAAUUUGACUUUAUGAAAACGUGAAGAAACUUACAUUGAGGAAACAAAAAUAUUUCUGAUCAAUUUCACUAGAAUACCACUAGAAAAAAACUGCAAAAAGUCACGUGACUGUCGUCGCUUGAGAAAUGGCGCUGUUUAUGGAGAUACGAAGUCUUACGGACUAUUUUUUAAUACAUCGGAGGAGGAUUUCCUUGAGCAAGAUAUUCAAUAGAAAUAAUUUUUUGGAGUUUCAAUACUUUUAUAGGUUUGUUAGUCUAGGUAUCGGCAAUCAGAUGGCACAGAAAUCUCAAUUUUGGUUUUUCCUUUUCUACAAGAUGCCUGUGUAACAGUUUUUUGUAAGCAUAAAAAUUGUAAAAUAUUUUUGAAAAAAUACUCGUAUUAUUGCAAUAUCUCGUAAACAAUCGACCUAAACAAGCACCAAAUAUCAUACCCAGGCUGACAUGCAUGUACAUAAAUAUACGUACCUCCUUAAUUAAUGCGCAUACCAUUUCGAAACUUCUGAUGUAUUUUGAACACACUUCAGGCUAUAUUUUGGAGUAAAAACAUCGGAAAUAGAAAUGCGAAGUUGCCCAAAUUUUUAUUUGAAAUGUUUACUUCCGGUUUAGCACUUAGUUCUUUUUUUAAUUCUAUAUUUGAGAAAAAAUCGUAUCUUCUCUUGCACACCUGAACGAAUUUCAAAAAAUCACUUUUUCACUUCACGUGAAAUGCCAAACAGUUUAGUUGGGCACAAUGAAAAACCUGGGGCCGUCGUAUUUUUGCUGCAAUGUCAAACUAAAAAAGUGUAGCUAAAUAUACCCCAUUCGUAGUCCAUUUACGCCCAGACAAAACACAACAUGCCCAAAAGCGAGAUUGUACAGUUCCGUAUUUUCCUCAAUGGUCUUUGAAUAAUCUAACAAAAUAAAUGAUUGUUUUUAUAGAAAGAAGUGCUCAUACUUUUCACAAUUCUUUAUUCGCUGGAAGUACUUGAAUCAUCGUCCGAAUGGUUAGUAUUAAUUAUUUCACGUUCAAUUUGAAUAUCGAUCAUAUUAUCCAGAUCCCACAUCCUGGUUUCGAUUGUCUCUUGAACGUGACGGAUGCAAUUUUUAAAAUGGUUUGCCGUCACUCUGUUGGCAGCUUCAUAAAACAAAUUUUUCCACCUCAGUAAAUUUGAAUGUUCUAUUGUUUGAAGUCAACUAUAUUUGCACACAUCAUUUCAAUGGGAUUUAAUUCGCAGUGAUAAGGGUGUAGCCGUAAAACGGUCUUAUUUUGGUUUUUUGCCAUUUCGUCAAUAACAUUAAGAUUAUAUUUAUAUUUGUGCUGCCUGACAAGAUGGAUAAGUUCUGCUUUGCCCAUAUUUUCAUUGAAACUAAUGUCUUUUGCUCGGAACCAUUGUUGAAUUUCUGCCUUUCUUGUGAAAAUUGUGGGAAUUUUCUAGUGUGGUAUGCAGCUUUAUCAAGUACAAUGUCGUCAAGAUUUGGGAGUGUUUCUUAUAACCAUCGUUCAAAUAAACUCCCGUCCAUUUCUUCAUGGUAGUCGGUCGUUUUCUUUGACUCAAAUGCCCAUAGGGCAGUGGGCACAAAGCCAUCUUCACUGCCAGUGUGACAGAUAACAAAUCGUUUUCAUUCUCCUGGAAAUAAUUAUUUCAUAUAGUAUUCAAGAAAACUAAUAAUAACACAAGCAGAGUAUCUAACAGGUGUUUGUUCCAAAUCUACCAGAUAUAGCUAAGUCUAGUGUAGCUAAGUUUUCAGCAUGGGCUCAUAGAUUCAGUCUACUUGACACCAUUUUUCCAACACAAAAGACGAACUCGUCAGAUACACGUACCUGACGGAUUCUUUAGGCCAGUGGUUAGUCCAUCUGAGACUUAUCUUGCUGAUUUAAUUGUAGGUCAGCCCUUACUUUAGGUUUUGUAUGUCCUGCAUUUAUCCAGGUUUUAUCCAAGUAAUAAAUCUUCCUGCCCUGGUAUUUCUUUAUUGGUUUUAAAUAAUUUCUUCUCCAUAAAAUAACCUCUUUGCUGUCCAUCAAAAUACUAUUUCUGCUCCGUAUUCUAUAUUCAAAAUGAAAUUCUUUGAGUAAACUAUAGAAUAUGCACCUUUUGAGAGUAAGUCUUCAUCACUAUUAACCUCCUGUGACACUUUGUCUAUGGUGGGAAGUUCCUGCCUUUCAAAAAAUUGAUAGAUUGCAUUCGGAUCAAAAUUAUCAACUGCUGCCUCUUGUGUGGUGGAGACAAUUUUUUGUUUUUUUUUAUAUUCUUCAGCAAUGCUGAAAAUUGUCUUAAGACACAAGCCUGUUUUUUUCACUACAAGUCUUUUAAUAUGAUCAAUUUUCUUUUCAUUUCAUGAUGCUCUAAAAUUUCACUCUUAUAAACGUUAAGGACAAUUUCUUUUGCCUGAAUAUUUAAAUGUCCCUUUUUGUCACGUUUUCGGGGAGGAGACAUCACUGGAGAGGAAGCAUAGCUGAAGGAAGCAUUGGGAGAAAUAUCCUGUUUUAUCUGCUGUAUCCGUAGAUGACAUGCUAACGUAUAAACAUACGCAUCUAGGCACCGAAUAUGAACAGCAACGGCCGGCGAUACCCCGAGCCUGAGUUCUAUCCUGUCGAAUCCUGCACUUGUUCGUAGUUUUAUGCCGAAUGACCAAUAGCUAUUGCAACGCUUAGGCGGCUGCCGCUUUGCUGCGCUGCAUCUUUGUGGUGCCAGGGCGUAAUUGGACUAUAGGGUAUAGUAACACUUACUCAAAAAUGGGCCAAACUGAACUUGCGGCCGUUUACCUCUAAAUUAUAGAUAUGAUCUUGGCAAAUAAUGUAAGGACCAUUUUUGAUUACCAAUUUAUAGUGCCUUAUGAGGGUACAAAAUGCAGAAUUAUAUAUUUUAUUGUAUUCAGCCAUUGAUUAACAUAAUAUACAGGGUGUUUCAGAACUAAGGGAUCAGGGGUUAUUCAGUGUAACAGUAGAAAACAUUGAGUAUAGGGACCCAUAUCCGGAAAAGUGUCACUACGGUCCUAAGACGCGUUAAAAUUUAGAAAGACGAUGAAUUGCCUAAAUAGUAUUUAAUGUAUUUAAUUUUUGCCUUUUGUACAUGAUAUCAUCACAACAAUUAUUCAAAAUGUCUUCCUCCAACCUGAAUACACCGAUUUAAACGUCGCACAUGAUUUCGGCGGACUAAAAAUUUGAUACUCGUUUCGAAUCAUUUCAAAUGCUGCCGUAAUUCGUCCAAUUAAGUCUUGCUCUGUUUCUACUGGAGUUUCGUAAACCAAAGACUUUACAUGUACCCAUAGGAACGGUGUAUUCAGGUUGGAGGAAGACAUUUUGAAAUGUUUUCUACUGUUACACUGAAUAACCCCUACAAGUUCAUAGAUCAUUUUCAUAUGAUGUCACUGCCUGGUUUUCUAUUGGUGGGAGGAUGACCGCAAAUGGGCUGCCAUUUAUUUCAUUCUAAAUUAGCUCCAAUAUUUUUACUUAUAUCUCUCAAAUAUUUGGUUCAAAUAGUCGGGGAUGUUUUGGAAAUUGUUACUGUUUUUUAGUUAUUUGCAAAUACGUAUAGAAAUGCAUUCCUUUGUGUGGUGGUGAACUAAAUCAUUUAACAAUCCACCAUCACACAAAGAAGGACAUUUCAAUAGUUCUUUACGCAUAACUGAAUAACUAAACAUUUCCAACAGAUUCCGGUCCGUUUGCACCCAGAAUUUUAGAGAUGUAAGCAAAAAUAGAGGAGCUAAUUCACAUCGAAUUAAAUGACAGUCAGUUUGUGUUUGUCCUUCAACCAAUAAGAGUAGCUGUCAAAGUCACGUGUGUCUGUGCAUAAAACUAUAUAACUGUCGACCACCGCUUUCAGACGUCAGCUUUGCCACUUCUCGCACUGUUGCCGCCGUUUGUAGAAUUUCGUUUACCAUCAUUCAACAAUUUGGCGAAUACGAUUCUUAGGAAUAAUUACGUGGUAGAUUGAGACCGGAUCUUCCAUUGGAAGGUUGAUGUUUUAUGUUUAAGGAUAAAGAACUUUCUUUAAAUGUAAAUGAAGGCUGUUUUUAUUACUUUUAAGGAAACUACUGAUAUCCUACAAUAUCGCUGUGACGAUGAAAAUUGUAGGUGAACGUCCAAAUACAUCAAAAGAAUUUGCAUUUCCACGUUGGAAUACGUUAAGCAAUGAUUGAAUAUAUUUCUAUAAAAUGUGAUGUGUUAUAUACGUAUUCAAUUUUUGGCUUUUGCUGUAGAAUAAUAUUUUGAUUUAUUUGCUGUGAUAUACAAGUGAAAUAUCUAUCGAAAGCAAAUUUAUAUUUAUAUUGGAAAUGUUGCCUUAAGCUAUUCUAGAACUGCAUAUAUUAAUUUUAUGAGCAUUAUUUAAUAUCAAUAUGGUAAUGGUAAUACAAAAUGAUUCAUGUGAACUAUACAUAAUAAAUAUAUGAAAAUAUUUUUAAUAAAUUUAUAGACAAGAAAAUUUUACAGAUAUUUUGUCUAGCUUUGAAGCGUAUAUUUAUAUGUUAUGAAGUUUAUACAUUUUGUGUUUGAUGUCUGCUAAUCUCAAACAAUGCCAGCAGAAAAAUUUGUCUUUGUCGUGUGUAUGUAUCUUUAUUUUGUUUUAAUAUUUUUGUUUUGCUCUCUUUAUUUUCAUACCUCUGUGUUUCGAUUCCUUCUAGACAUGUUUAUGAUUUGCUGAACAGAUUUUGUUUGCUUUCCACCUCUGUAACCACGAUCAACCGCAUACAACAUUGUUUCAUGAUUAUUAGCAAUCAUCGGUAUGGCGUGUAGGUUUACUUGUUGGAGACGGAUAAACGGAAAGCAAACAAGCGGGUGCGGCCUACUGAAAUGUUUAUUUUUCCAUUAUUCUGACAUUUGAAUUUCAACAUUUAAUCAUGUAUUGCUCAUUUUUGCCUACUAGUCUAAUCAUAUUAGCAAAUUUCUCCGAAAUAACUGUAAAGUCUGGUUUUAUUGAUGCAAGUUUUUCAAGGGGGUAUUUAAAACAUGGACGCAUAAAAUGGGUACACCAAUUUUUUUUUCGGAAAAAAAGAAUGAGAAAAACGUGUUUUUUUGGAUUGAGUCAAAAGUGUUGGCAGAAACGAAAAAAGUCUUCAAAUAAGAUUUUUAGGUAUUCAUGGGACCUACAGAAUGAGACCACACGUGAAAAGAUCCCACUAAUAGUAAAAAAGUUAUGGCCGAAAACCAAGGCAAAAUGUAGAUUUUGGCACUUGUUGCUAAGGCGACGAUAAUUUCUCGCAGCUACUUGAAAUUCUUCAAAUCCGAAGGCUUCUUACUUCUAAAUAACCACAACAAAAUUGGAGUUGAUUGGUCAUGUAGUUUUUGAGAAUUUCUAAUUGUUUAUCACAAAACUCCUGUCUUCCGGCCAUCACUACUAAUUUAUUGAUCAAUAAGGGUUCGUUCAAAGAGCAUUUUAUAGCAAAAUACAGGAGUUUACCUUGCCGACGUGAAUCACAAGCAAUUCUGAAAGAUAAUUGUUAUUUUUAUGCGAAAAACGAAGAGUUACGUUUUUUCUUCUAACAUUCAAACAUGUCGUAUUUGAAAAAUUUCAAGUAGCUGCGUGAAAUUAUCAUCGCAUUAGCCGUGCCGAAACCUGCAUUUUGCCUCGGUUUUCGACCAUAACUUUUUUACUAUAAGUGGGAUCUUUUUACCUUACCUCAUUCUGUAGGUCUCAUAAAUACCUGAAAAUCUUAUUUGAAGAGUUUACAAUUAUUUCGCAAACUAGGGGUAUUUUCGACUAAUAUGAUUAGACUAUGUUAGCUUUUUCGUCAUGUUUGCUCAAUGAUACAGUACAAUAUUUUUUUUAUUGUAUUUCUUUAUCAGUAGUGGUUGUGUUCGUCUAGUGCAUUAUUUUAAUUUACAGGGUGUUUUCUAUGUCUCGUCAUAAUAAAU